GUGAAGAGUUUUGUGCUAGUGAUGUGAAAUUUUAACAAAUAUUUGAAAAUAAUUAUUUUCAAAUGUGUUUUACAAAUUUUUUUAAAAAUUUAAAUAUAUUAAUUAAAGCCAAUGACGAAGGAAAAAUUGAAAGUUAUAAUAAUAAUUUUUAUCAGCUAUUGGAUAACCGCGGCAAAUUUUGAAUUGAAAUUUUUACCAAAAAAUGGAUAUAAAAAUUCAACUAAUGAAUCGUUAACAUUAGAUUCAGAAACGCAGUGUCCAUCGUCAAAUUUAAUUCGAACUCGUUAUAAAUGUAAAAAUUUAAAAAACGAAUGGAUAGAUUGCACAAGGACAAAUUGUUGUCCCGGUUAUUUAUUUAUUGGAGGAUUUUGUAUUCAAAAAGGACAAGAUCCUUGUACAUUGAAUUUUUGCGAGCAACGUUGCAGUUUUUUAUUUCAAAAAAUUAUUUGCACCUGCUGGUCCGGUUACAGGUUCAAUUCUGAGAGGCAAAAACGAGGGUUGAAGCCAGUGUGCGUCGACAUUGACGAAUGCGUCGAAAACAGUACAGAUUGCGAACAGCUUUGUAUUAAUGAACCAGGAGAUUUUUCCUGUGGUUGUAACGACGGUUUCAUUCUAAAUAAGGACAAUAAGACCUGCGAGAAGUUGAAGCAUUUUGAUCGAGAGAAACCGGAAAUAUCAGCAGCCAAUGAUGCUGCUACUGCUGCAGCAGCAACAGCCGCCGCUACUAAAUGUUACGCCAGCUGUGAUUCUCUCGUUCUUUUACAAAAUAAGGUGAAACAAUUGGAGGAGAGAAUUUUAACAUUGGAGACUGCAAUGAAACUUGCAAAUUUGUAUUUUUCUGGUCGAGUAGAUCCUCAGGAGGCAACAACGAAAUCAAAGGGUCAAAAUUCCGGAAGUGAUUUGAAAUUCGUUGCCGAAGGUUAUGCAACAGAAAAUGAAAAAACUUACUCUAUUCUUGAUAGUUUCGUUCAAACAAAUUCGGGUUACUGCAAAUGUCAACGGGGACCAAUUGGUCCUCCUGGACCUCCAGGAGCUAGAGGGCAAAAAGGUGAUGCUGGUGAAAAAGGAGCGAGAGGACAGAAAGCGACAGCUGGGAGUUUUGACUUUUUAUUGUUUUUGUUAGCCGACAUCAGACACGAUAUUGUCCUGUUACAGGAAAAAGUUUUCACUGGGGAAACACCUACACCAAAGUUGGAUUUACAAGGACUUUUACGAAAACUCAGACUCGGUAAAGAACGAAAUAAAAUUGAAAAGGAGGGAUCAUGGAGUUCAGCAAUUAAAGAUGUAAAUGAAGAAACAGAAGAUGAAGCUUCAGGAUGGGAUCAGUAUGAAGUUUAAUGAUUAUAGAUAUUUUCAAAAAAACAAAAAUCAAACUAAUUUAGUUAUUGUAACUCGAUAUAAGUAAAUUACUUUUGACAUAUUAAAUAUUAUAUAUUUAUAACAGUUAAAAAAAGUAUCAUUGAUUCAAGAAAAUCGUUUACUUGUCCGUCUUUGAUCCACUAAUUUUCUUAAUUCAAGAAAAUUUACUUAAAAUUUUCUUGGAUCAAGAAAAUUAAAUACGGGCAAAUAAAUAUAGAUUUUCUUGAUUCAAUACUAUUUUUUUCCACUGUAGAGACAUGGUUAAAAAAAUCUUAUUUUAAGGAAGAAAAUAAGUUUUACUUUAUUUAAGUUUCGAUGAA
Leptopilina boulardi is the source of this 1679-nucleotide messenger RNA. RefSeq names its product collagen and calcium-binding EGF domain-containing protein 1-like. Lineage: Eukaryota; Metazoa; Arthropoda; Insecta; Hymenoptera; Figitidae. The record is from RefSeq and is a predicted model, not a curated record. The transcript has 6 exons. Gene Ontology annotation, molecular function: calcium ion binding. The coding region runs from base 112 to 1338 and encodes 408 amino acids.